Messenger RNA from Gadus chalcogrammus (walleye pollock), 4110 nucleotides. RefSeq names its product PPFIA binding protein 2a (gene ppfibp2a). NCBI's taxonomy places the organism in Eukaryota, Metazoa, Chordata, Actinopteri, Gadiformes, Gadidae. Gene Ontology annotation, cellular component: presynaptic active zone. Gene Ontology annotation, molecular function: protein binding. Bases 328 to 3033 code for a protein of 901 amino acids. The record is from RefSeq and is a predicted model, not a curated record. The transcript has 22 exons. Gene Ontology annotation, biological process: neuromuscular junction development.
UUGGCAUGGUAAGAGGAGUGAAGCUCUGCUCUGGAGUUGAUCAGAGACGCUGGCUUCAGGCUACCCAGGCUCCGAACCACACGGGCCAAAGUCCUUCAUGCACUGUCUGUAAUUUGUGGAAGGAGAGCUCGUGAGAGUAGAAGAACUGGAAGUUCUGGAACUCACAAGUUUGCCUCCUCACUGCGGGCUCCGCUGAGCCGCAGCACUGUGUGUGACCGGGGAGUCUCUUGCUCACGUUACACUGCCGUCCCACCUCACGGGAUAUGCAAACUGUCUGGCAUCUAACGUGUAACCGUGCUGAUAGACACACAACAAUGGGCUUGCAGGAUGGAGUACAAUAUUGAUUUGCAUAAGCAUUUUACCUGGCUCAAAAAGGUCAACCUCAGCGCUCCUGGGAACAGCACCGCGUCCUACCAGGAGCGACUCUCUCGCCUGGAGGGGGACAAAGAAUCGCUCAUUCUUCAGGUCGGUUUGCUCACGGACCAGGUAGAAGCACAGGGGGUGAAGAUCAGUGGUCUUCUGAGUUCUCUGGAGGAAUACCAACACAAACUGAAAUACACAGAGGAGAUGCUGCAACAGGAGCUGCUGAACAGGACGUCACUGGAGAGCCAGAAGUUGAACCUGAUGGGGGAGGUGUCCUACCUAAAGCUCAAGUUAGCAGACAUGGAGCAGAACCACGUUCACGGCACUGAGAGACAGCAUAAAGCAGAGCAUGUCGUAAAUUUCAUUAGCGAGCUGCAGGAGCAGAUGUGUAAAUUCCAGGAGGAGAUCAAUAGCAAGAUCCAGGAGCAAAGAACCCUGAAUAUCCAGGCAGACAUCCAGACAGACUCAGUAGAGGCCAGCUGCCCACCUGCUUCCCAUGAAGGCCAGAGCUCGGCCCUGGGGCUUUCCUGUGACAGAGGCCCAGGGGAGAUGCACCCACUGGCGGAUGCUUCAGGCAGUUCUGAUGAGAAUGAGGACAAUGACAACUUAGGAGAAAGCUGGUCAAACGCAGACGCCACCUGCCAGUGUGGAGAACAGAGUGUGUUGUUAAAGGAGCUUCGCUUCCUCAAAGACAGAGUGGAAGUCCUGGAAGAUCAGAAGUCGCAGUAUGAGAAGAAACUCAAAGCAACCAAGGUCGAGAUCAGCUGCCUCCAGCAGCUGCUGUUCAGCAAGAACACAGAGAUUGAUAACUUGAACACUCAGCUCAUGGCCAGGCCCUGUCUCCCUAAUGAGAACCCAGAGAGAGAGCUGGAACUGCAGAAGCUGAGAGCUGGAAUGGAGACCCUGUUAGCCGCCAAUGAAGAGAAGAACCAACGCAUUGAGGAGCUCACAAUGCUCCUGAAACAGUGCCGGCAAUUCAGAGAGGUCCCCUACACCGCCAGACAACCUCCACCCACUAUCCGAUCAUUGUCCAAUAGGAGGACUGAGUCCAGCAGCAGUGAGGAAGAGGAGCAGGGGGGCAUGGUGGGGAAUGUGGACUCUUCCAGCUCAAAGUCUGAAGAUGUGAAAUCUCAGGUCUCCACGAGCAGCCUUUCUUCUCAAAACACAUCGUUUGCAUCAGUUCAGAAGGAGAUUAAUACAAGGACAGAUACACAGACGUUAUCAAGUAGCACGAAUGACCUGCCAAAUGGACCAUUAGAAAAGAGCGAUCAUGCGGACACGCCACCUGUUAACGCUUCUCUGUCGGAGCAGAGCGAGGACAGGGAGAGAGAGACAGAGCGAGAAAGCUCCAGUGACACUCAGAGCCGCACAUCUCCACACGGCAGCGAGGAUGGAGACUCCAACCGGAGCAAACCCAGUGGAAACGCAGAAGGCAGUGACUGCUCCAGUGGGAGCUCCGAGGCGGGCGCCCCAGCCAGCGACAGGGCCCUGGGUUCCCCUGAAUACCUCAAGACCAACAGAAGCCUGAGGAAGCUCUGGGGCAAACUGCGCAGAACCCAGUCUGGGGGCCUCCAGGGAGUGGACCCUGACGCUGGUCAGUUUCAGAGAGGGGGGCUGCGUGCCACGGCUGGGCCCAGGCUGACCCGGACCCCAGAGUCCCACAGCUCCUCAAGGGAUAUGAACACACCGUUUGGCCAGUGGAGCAAGGAGCAGGUGUGCGGCUGGCUGGAGGACUAUGGCCUGGCCCAGUAUGUGAACCUCACAAGGCAGUGGGUGGACAACGGGCAGACGCUGCUCUCUGCCUCCCCCCAGGACUACGAGAAGGAGAUGGGCAUUAAGCACCCCUUGCAUAGAAAGAAGCUGCAGCUAGCUCUGAAGGCGCUCAGCACCAAAGUGGUGGAGAAGUCCUCUGAACUGGACCACAUCUGGGUCACCAGGUGGCUGGAUGACAUCGGCUUGCCACAGUACAAAGACCAGUUCCAUGAGGCGCGGGUGGAUGGUCGCAUGAUACAGUACCUCACAGUGAAUGACCUCUUGACCCUGAAGGUCACCAGUCAGCUCCAUCACCUCAGUAUUAAAUGUGCCAUCCAUGUCCUACAUGCCAACAAGUUCAACCCCCACUGUCUCCGCCGCAGACCGGCCGAAGAGAAGAGCCCCUCUCCGUCCGAGGUGGUGCAGUGGUCAAACCACCGCGUGAUGGAGUGGCUUCGGGCAGUCGAUCUGGCAGAGUACGCUCCUAACCUCCGUGGAAGUGGGGUGCACGGGGGGCUUGUUAUCCUGGAGCCCCGGUUCAGCGCGGAGACCCUGGCCCUGCUGCUGAACAUCCCCCCCCAGAAGACCCUGCUGCGUCGCCACCUGGCCAGCGCCUUCUCCUCCCUGGUGGGCGCCCAGGCCACGCAGGAGAAGCGCGAGUACGCCAACGCCACGGGCCACGUCCCGCUCACCACCACCGCCAAAGUCAGGCCAAAGAAGUUAGGCUUUACCCAGUUCAGCCACCUGAGGAAGAAGAAGCCCGAUGACACUGCCGACUACAUCUGCCCGAUCGACAGCGGAGUUGUCCCCGCUAAUGGGGUCUUCUAUCGACCCUACUCAGGGAUGAGGCAUCUCAGCCCCUUGCUGGACAGACAGUCUGAGAGGCAGGAGAAGGCUGGCGUACUGAGUGGAUGCUGAGGCCUCAUCAUGAUUACCAAAUGGAUUAUUUUUAAACCUCGACAACCGUUGCCACUCAUAUGAACCAGGACAUGUUGUGGUUCGGUUAUAUUUUUGGGCAGAUGUUAUGUCCAAAAUGCAAACCAGAUUGAUGUUGUGGAUAUCGUAGGAUAAUCCAAUAGAAAGCCUGCUCAAGAAAGACAAAACACUCUCAAAGCUAAGAAUACAUUCUGAGCCAGCAUCACAUUUAGAUUACAAAUGGUCUUCUGAACUACAACUUCAGACGUCAAGAUGAGAAUAAUAUAAUUCAAAUAAAUAGAUUAAGAUUUGGCAUACAACUGUUUUUUAGGAUAUAGAAAAUGAAAGCUCUAUUUGCACUUGAGUUGACAUUGUUUGUCUACAUUGCUAAUUAUUGGAUGCCAACAACGCAUUAAUUUGGUGUAAAGUGCUAUCUAACUACCAAUGCAAUAAGCAGAAGAACCCUAGCCACUUCUGUGUUACCAGCUGUUCCCAGGUCAGGUACAAAUGACAGUAGCGUAACGGUGAGGAAGAGUCCUAUGAGCCGUACCUUCUUUAUUUCUUUCUUUCUUUCAGAAUGAACUAUUUUUGCCAUUAUUUGCAUUCCUUACAGAGUGGACUUCCAGAUGUUCACAUGUGUUUUAAUGUAAUGCCUUUUAUUGUUUAUGCUGUAUAGGAACAUAUCAAUGUUCUCCUGAUUUGUAUUGGAAUAUUGCCAGCCUUAUGAUGCAUAACUUUAUUUAUCUAUUAGCACAAUUGACCCUUAUACUUAAUGUGUUUGAACAGAACAAAGUGUACUUAUGGAAGAAACAUAACGCAAAUGCAGUUAUAAAUGUCAGAAAAAUGUGUGUUUAUAAAUAUAUAAAAAUAAUUAAGAUAUUACACUUUCUAUACCAAAGGUUAAUUUCCUACUUUUGUAGGGAUCAUUUUUCUAUUCGUACAGCUCAUAUAGUUCCUAUAUAUCCUUAUACUGCCCUCUGCUGGUAUGAAAUGAAGAUGCAAUCAAACUCGAAUGUAGACGGACGUGAUUAUUUACCUCUUUUCUAGGUACUUCAAGAUCAUUAAAAUGUAUUACUGGAA